Messenger RNA from Trypanosoma cruzi, 1119 nucleotides. RefSeq lists its product as uncharacterized. The record is from RefSeq and is a predicted model, not a curated record. NCBI's taxonomy places the organism in Eukaryota, Euglenozoa, Kinetoplastea, Trypanosomatida, Trypanosomatidae. The transcript has a single exon. The coding region runs from base 1 to 1119 and encodes 372 amino acids.
AUGGCAGCGAUGGGGAGCCGGAGCCCAGUGGAGGACAAUGUGGGGUUACUGGCACUUGACGCCAUCGAUGCUCUCUCGAGGGAAUACAUGGCAUGUUUUGUUGUGGACCACGUGACGCCACACAUCAUGAGAUGUCUCAUGGAGGUGGUGUGCCCCGAGGCCGCGAGCGAGGCGAAGGACACCGCCACGGAGAAAGUGAGGGAACUUCACGUCAACGCGCAGCCGAGACAGGUGUCUUAUCUGCUACGCACUCUCUUUAGCGCCAGUGGUGUGAACGUGGGAGAUGUCGUGUCGCGCUGUGCUGAGGAACGCCACCGACUCACGGUGCAGAUGGCGCGGCAUCACUCAUCAGUAAUUUCGGUGCGGUCAAGAUUACUUAAUCAAGUGAAGAAUUUUGAAACUGAGGGACUUAGUGCCGUGAAGGAUUUGCAGGAGUCGCAAGCGUUGCUCGACGCGUUUGCUCCACGGAUUCAAACACUGGAGACGGAGUUACGUGCGGUGCUUCCAGACUAUGGGCGACCGGACGAGAUGUUUUCAUCGGGCAUGAGGCAAAUUAUGGAUGCAACCGCCGCCAUCGAUGCGAAGGGGACCGUGAGUUCUAAAUGCGGUUAUGCUCCGUCGAGAGAUUUUGUGCUUCAGGCGGCCCGGCAAAUUUUUGCGGAGUCGCAUGCAUCUUGGUCGAGAGAGGUGAAUGGAGGCCGGCGCCAAGAACAGCAACAAGUACGCCCAUCAGGUGGAAGGCCGAAGGAAAAAGACGCUCACUCGGGAGUGAUGACGCCAUUCAAAGGAACCGCACAUGCCACGACGUCGCUUUCCGGUUUUUCUCUCACGUCCUCGACGCAUUUCCCUCUUCAGGCGUUGGAAUGCCACUCCGGGAAGGAGUUCUGCGAUGUGCUCCCUCCAACGACCGUUGCGAUUUCUGCCGAGGCCCUUUCUGCGCGGAUGGCGGAUAAGCGUCCGUUGCGCGUUCAGGAAGAAGAGCGUACGGCGCGGGAAAAAGAAUGGAGCCCGCUUGGCAAGAACCGACUUGCUUGCAAGGACAUACCGACUGGCCCCUCAGCGUACACUCGUCUGGCGGGGGUGCGCCAUGCGCUGGAAUUGGAGCAACAGAACUCUUGA